This is a messenger RNA of Pneumocystis carinii B80, 1509 nucleotides long. RefSeq lists its product as hypothetical. Bases 1 to 1509 code for a protein of 502 amino acids. The transcript has 14 exons. Gene Ontology annotation, cellular component: nucleus. Gene Ontology annotation, biological process: DNA repair; DNA-templated DNA replication; regulation of DNA repair. Lineage: Eukaryota; Fungi; Ascomycota; Pneumocystomycetes; Pneumocystales; Pneumocystaceae. The record is from RefSeq and is a predicted model, not a curated record. Gene Ontology annotation, molecular function: ATP binding; single-stranded DNA helicase activity; enzyme activator activity.
AUGACAAAAAAAUAUGUUUCAUGUCCUAUAUGUGGAAAAGAUGUCAAUAUUGAUUUAAUAAAUACUCAUUUGGAUAGGGCAUGUGAUACUCAUGAAAAAAAAAAUUCUCUUUCUUUAGGUACAAUUCAGCAAAAAUUAUAUAAUGAAGAUUCCCUGAAUAAGAAAUCUUUUUCCCUCAAUGAAUAUCCUAGGUAUUCCAGAGAUAUUCCGUCUUCUCCAUCUUUAUCUAAAAGGAAGAUACAAAACGAAGAUGAAUUAUCUCCUAAGGAAGCUUCUUUAAAAAAAAGUAAAAAUAAUAGCAAUUUUGAAUUUCAUCCUCCCCUUUCGGAAAGAGUUCGACCUGAAACACUUGAUGACUUUAUAGGCCAAGAAGAUUUAAUUGGAAAGCAUGCAUCUGGAGUAGGGAAGACCACAUUAGCAAGAAUAAUUUCAAAAACCACAAAUAAUCAGUUCAGGGAAUUUUCUGCUACAUCUAGUACUAUAUGUGAUGUGAAAAGGGCUUUUGACGAUGCAAAAAAAAUGUUAUCUUUGACAGGACGUAAAACAAUUAUAUUUAUAGAUGAGAUUCAACAAUUUAAUAAGAUGCAACAAAAUGUCUUUUUACCUUAUGUAGAAAAGGGAAUAGUCAUAUUAAUUGGUGCCACUACUGAAAACCCGAGUUUUAAGAUAAACAACGCCUUACUUUCUCGAUGUAGAGUAUUUGUUUUACACAAGCUUUCUUCAGUGCAUGUUUUUGAAAUUCUGAAAAAUGCUAUAUCAAUAAUUAAAUUGUCUUCUGAAAAUACAACUAAUAUCGAUGAUAAUAUUAUAGAAUACUUAGCAAAUUUAUCUGAUGGUGAUGCUCGCAUUGCAUUAAACACAUUAGAAAUAAUAUUAAAUUUUAAAAUUAAAGGGAAUGAUAUCAUUACAAAAGAAGAUGUAAGGAAUAUUUUGAAAAGAACUUCUUUUGUUUAUGACCGUGUUGGAGAUUCUCAUUAUGAUACUAUAUCUGCAUUUCAUAAGAGUAUUCGCGGUUCUGAUGCUAAUGCAGCGUUAUAUUAUCUUGGAAGAAUGCUUCUUGGAGGCGAAGAUCCUCUUUAUAUUGCUCGUAGAAUGAUUCGUAUUGCUUCAGAAGAUAUUGGGACUUCUGAUAAUAAUGCUCUUAUUCUUGCAAUAUCAACUUAUCAGGCUGUUCAAUUCGUAGGAAUGCCAGAAGCUGAUGUUUUUUUAGCUCAUGCUGCAAUUUAUUUAGCUGAAGCGAAGAAAUCUAAUAGGAUCUAUUCAGCCUUAAAUAAUGUUAAGCACGUUCUUAAAACAGAAGAUGGCGCUUUCGCUGCCGAAAUUCCAUUGCAUAUUCGCAAUUGCCCUACAAAAUUAAUGAGUGAACUUGGAUAUGGUGUAGGUUAUAAAUAUAAUCAUCUUUAUAAGGAUGGAAAAGUAAAACAAGAAUAUCUUCCUUCUACAUUAAAGACUAGAAUAUUUUUAGAUACAGAUGAAGAAAUGAUUUCAGAUCCAGAAUUAAUAGAAUAA